Molecule: messenger RNA, 335 nt
Organism: Staurois parvus
Lineage: Eukaryota; Metazoa; Chordata; Amphibia; Anura; Ranidae
Source: the annotation of a GenBank genome assembly
UAGUGCUUGCAUAGAACAGCGUGUUGUGAUGAAGAUUCUUGCAAACGAAGGCUUAAAAGCCACAGAUAUCUGCAGGAGGCUUCAAGCACAAUACGAUGAUGAGACGCUCCGCCGCAGUAGUCAUUUUGAUGUGCUGUCAGUGCCAGGGGCGGACUGACAACUCAUGGGGCCCCCCGGGCAAUAGGGGAUCAUGGGGCCCCUGUGUCAUUGCCCAAACUCAAAAAAGCCUAUGAAAAAGCUACCAGGGGCAUCUCAUGGGGCGCCCUACUGACCCCGGGCCCUCGGGCAGUGCCCGAGUUUCCAAAUGGUCAGUCCACCCCUGGUCAGUGCUACUG